This is a messenger RNA of Bombyx mandarina (wild silkworm), 333 nucleotides long. RefSeq lists its product as uncharacterized. The record is from RefSeq and is a predicted model, not a curated record. Lineage: Eukaryota; Metazoa; Arthropoda; Insecta; Lepidoptera; Bombycidae.
AUGAAGUUUGAAAUAAACAUUCACAUUGUACUUAAGUCGAAACAAGACAAAGGAACAUCAACUAAUACUUUGAGUAUCGCUUCGAUGAUAACUCUGAAACAUCGACCACUGUGCGAGGUGCAAACAACUAGGCCCGCCUACGAGACUACUAAAGGGACAAAAAAGAAAAUGCGCAGUCUGCCCUCGCUCCUAAAGAAUUACGCGUUCGGUACACGGAUGAAUCAUGCGGAUACAAAAAGGAAUGGGAAUCCGCGUUUGUUCGUAUCGUUGACUCGAAUAACUCGAUGCAUCGGACCGAGAUAUCAACGUACAGCUGCCGAUAUAAAUGCGUAA